This is a messenger RNA of Lactuca saligna, 2484 nucleotides long. Lineage: Eukaryota; Viridiplantae; Streptophyta; Magnoliopsida; Asterales; Asteraceae. The record is from the annotation of a GenBank genome assembly.
AUGGCCUCCGAUUCCAAACUCCGUAAGUAUUUGACAGUUUAUGUACAUUAUAAUGGUUUAUUUGCACCAAAACCAUUAGUGUACUUGAACUCUGUUGUUGUUUCAAUCGCUGAUGUUGAUUUUGGUGGAAUGGAUCUCAAAGAUUUUAAGUUGUUCAUUGAAAAGUUGAUUGAAAGCAGUUGCGAUAAUGUAUAUUAUUGGACUAGAAAUGAACCAUUGGCAGAGGGUAUUAGGAGAAUUGGGAAUGAUGCUGACUACUAUGAGUUUAUUGAAACGGGUUAUAGUGAUGAAGUUGGUCUAACAAUGAAUUUGUAUAUAGACCACGAAAAUGAACCUGUACUUGAUUGGGCUGAUAUGGAAGUAGUAGAAGAUGAUGAAGGGCAUUAUUCUGAGCCAGACGUGGAUGAUGAUAAAGAGUCACAACUUUCUGAUGAUAUUCCAUAUGAGCAUGAAGCAUAUGGUUACAUUCCUUCUCUUGACAAAACUGUUGGUGAUGAAUUCUUACACCGGGUGUCAGGUAUUUCUAAGGAUAAAAAUGAUGAGCUUGAAACUGAUGAUGUUGAAACCAACAAUGUGGAUGACAAACCAGUGUACCCUGUCCAUAAUGAGAACCAGAAAUGGGACAAAAUGAUGCCAAUUCUAGCUAUGAGAUUCUCUAACCCUAUGGAAUUGAAAAUUUGUUUGACUAACUAUGCAGUGAAGAAUGGGUACAAUCUUUAUUAUGAGAAAAAUGAUAGUCACAGGUUAUUAGUGAGAUGUUGUAAAGAUAGCAAGAACCCCUCUUGUCCUUUUAGACUGUGGGCUUCCUGGAUGAGUAGUGAAAGGUCUUUCCAGAUUAAGUCCUUAGUUGAUGACCAUAACUGUUCAAGAGUCUUCAAACUUGGUUCCAUUGUAACAUAUAAAUGGAUUGGAAAACAUUUUAAGAAUCAACUUUUGAAGAACCCCAAAAUGAGCAUAAGGAAAAUGAAAGCCAAAGUGAGUACAAAGUUUAACUUGAUUGUUAGUGUGACUCAAUGUAGAAAUGCUAGGAGAUAUGCUUUGGAUGAGAUAGAGGGUAGCUUGAUAGAACAUUAUGGUAAAGUAUGGAGUUAUGGUGAAGAAAUAAUGAGGACAAAUCCUGGUUCAACAGUAAAGAUAGAUGUGGAUGUCAUGCCUGAUUCCACCACUUACUUUUCUAAAAUGUAUGUUUGUUUUAAGGGUGUGAAGGAUGGUUGGAUUGCAGCAUGUAGGAGGGGAUUGGUAAAGGCUGUCAAAGAAAGAGUUCCAGCAGCAGAGCAUAGACAAUGUGCUAGGAACAUCUAUGCUAACUUCAAGAAAAGAUUCAAAGGUGAACAAUAUAGGAAGUUGUUUUGGGCAGCUGCUGCAAGUACUACUCAACCUAAAUUUGAGGCAGAAAUGAAUUACAUAAAAACAAUUGACCCUUUAGCUUAUGAACACCUCAUGGAAAGGGACCCUAAAAGUUGGUGCAGGGCAUUCUUUGAAGUGGACAGGGCUUGUGAUGCUUAUGAGAAUGACAUAUCAGAAAGUUUCAACUCUGUUGUUGAUCUUGCUAGGAAGAGACCACUCCUCACCAUGUUGGAAGAGAUUCGGAUUUAUGCAAUGGAGAGGAUGUAUAGAAUGCUGCUAGAGGGACAAAGUUGGGGUAAUUUAAAAAUAUGCCCAUCUAUAAGAUUAAAGAUAUCAAAGUUAAAGAAACAGCAAAGAUUUUGGGGAGUUAUAAUUUCUGGGGUACAAAAAUAUGAGGUUAGGAUUGGAAAUGAUGGAUAUGCUGUGGACCUUAACAACAACACAUGUGGAUGUAGAUCUUGGCAAGUAUCAGGUAUCCCAUGUGUGCAUGCAGUGGCAACCAUUUCAUACCUCAACAGGAAUGCAGAGGAUUAUGUUGCACCAUGGUUCCAUACAACCAUGUUCUUGACUUGUUACAACCAUACCAUUAACCCACUUAAUGGUAGUUCCAUGUUGCCUGAAGCUCCCUACAUGAAGCCAUUGCCUCCUCAAAAAAGAAGGUUACGAGGAAGGCCAACCCUUAAAAGGAAAAAGGAUCAAUCUGAGAUGGAAAGCAAAGGGAAAAGAAGGCAUAUUAUCUCAAAAGCAUGUUCAGUUAAUAGAUGCACUAUUUGUAGAGAAAGGGGCCAUAAUAGAUCAACAUGUCCUACUAGACCAGCAGAUGUAGCAUCCACUUCAAGGCCAAAAAACAAGAAACCUAAAAAAUGUAAAAAAGAGAAAGGUAAAGUGGAACCAGUUCAAGCAGAUCCAGUGGAUCCAGUUCAAGUACCACAUGUUGAACCAAUUGAUGAUCCAGCUCCACAUGUUGAACCAGUUCAAGUAGAUGAUCCACAUCCAAAUGUUGAUGUCCCUGCUCAACCAGUUGCAACUAGGAAGAGGAUACGAAAAUACUCAGAAAGAACUACCAAGAUAGGGUUGAGGAGGAAGGUUUUGAAGAAAGAAGGAAGCACUGGACACAACCCAAUGGUGUUGGAAUGA